AUGGUAUAUCAUUUACGGUGUGUCGGUGUGCUCGGCUCCUCUCCUCAGGCGAACAUUCCGGUAAGGUUUGUUGUUUAUUGGGACACGGCUAAGUAUACAUCAAGUUUAUUGCAGAAAAUGGCAAAACAUUCUGCUGGUGAUGACGAUGAUGUAAAUUGGAAUACAGAUGAUGAAAUUGAUAACUUCCAAUCGUCUCCUCCUGUAAAUUAUAUAUCCAAAGUCUCAAUUAUUCAACCAAGAAACGUAGUUCAUAUGGAUGAGACGAUUGCUAAGUUUAUUGAGAUGGGAUACUCCAUCGAAAUGAUCGGUAGAGCUGUUGAAGAAACCGGCGGAGAAAAUCCAGAACCUAUGUUGAUUCUUGAAACUCUCUUCAAGAUUUCUACAAGCUCUGAAGCUAGUUCAUCUAAAUCUAAGCUCAUAGAUGAGCUUAUUGGUAUGGGGUUUUCUGAGGAAUCAGUGAUCAAAGUAAUACAAGAACAUGGCGAAGAAAAUCUAGAGGAGAUAACAAAUACACUUCUUAGCUACGCAGAGGCAGAGAAAAUGCGUGGAACAGAGAAUGAGGACAUCAACAAUAACUACUUAUCAGAUGAUAAUGAUGACGACGGCAAUCUUUACUCAGGUUUAUCAUCCUCAGAUGAAGAGAAUGAGUUAAACUCAUUCCAUGAAGAUGGUAGAUUGCAAGAUCUGAUCAAAAUGGGUUAUCCAAGGAAAGAGGCUUCUAUAGCUUUAGAGAGAUGUGGAGAAAUUGCAAGUCUGGCAGAAAUAGUUGACUUCAUUUUUGCUGCUCAAAUGGCACGGCAACUAGAUGAGUUUUGGGCAGCUCCUGAGGUACAAGAGCGAAGAAUUAAUGAGCCACCGUCAAGAAGGAGAAAGCUGAACACUGACAUGGCCACCGAUGAAGAGCUCAUCCGUCUACCAAAUCCAAUGAUCGGGUUUGGUGUACCUAAGGAACCUGGACUUAUAACUGAGAGGCCAGUCCCUAUUCCUAAUAUUGCUCUUGGUCCCCCAUAUUUCUACUACGAGAAUGUUGCAAUGACACCCAAAGGUGUUUGGGACAAGAUGUCUAGUCACCUGUACGACAUCAAACCUGAAUUUGUGGACUCUCUGUACUUCUGUGCUGCUGCAAGGAAGAGAGGUUAUAUUCACAACCUCCCAAUCAAGAACAGGUUUGAGAUACAACCCACACCACACUAUACCAUACAAGAAGAGUUUCCUUUGACCAAGAAAUGGUGGCCUCCUUGGGAUAAACGAACGAAGCUGAACUGUGUGUUGACUUGCAUCGCCAGUGCUCAGCUCACAAACAGAAUACGCAAGCGUCUUGAAAAACAUGAGGGUGACCCAGCUGUGCAGAAAGAUGUCGUAGAUCAGUGCAAAAAAUGGAACCUGGUUUGGGUUGGUAAGAACAAAGCUGCCCCACUUGAACCUUACGAGAUGGAAAGGCUUCUAGGUUUCCCAAAUAACCAUACUCGUGGUAUAAGCAGAACGGACCGUUACAAGUCUCUAGGCAACUCAUUUCAGGUUGAUACUGUUGCCUAUCACUUGUCUGUCCUUAAGCCUUUGUACCCAAAAGGCAUAAAGGUCUUGUCACUUUUCACGGGCAUAGGUGGUGGAGAAGUGGCACUUCACCGUCUUCAGAUACCGAUGAAUCUAGUUGUAUCUGUUGAGAUUUCAGAAGUCAACAGGAACAUAUUCCGGAGUUUUUGGGAGCAGACAAAUCAAAGAGGUGAUCUGAUAGAGUUUACAAAUGUUGAAGAGCUAGACGACCAUAAGAUAGAGGUACUUAUGGACCAGUAUGGAGGGUUUGACCUUGUUAUAGGCGGUAGCCCCUGUAACAAUUUAGCUGGAGCUAAUAGGGUUAGUAGGAACGGACUUGAAGGAGACCAAUCAUCACUCUUCUAUGACUACUGCCGGAUUUUAGAGGCUGUUCGCCGCAAAGCCUCAAAAAUGAGGAGAUAAGA
Molecule: messenger RNA, 1958 nt
Organism: Raphanus sativus (radish)
Lineage: Eukaryota; Viridiplantae; Streptophyta; Magnoliopsida; Brassicales; Brassicaceae
Product: DNA (cytosine-5)-methyltransferase DRM1
Exons: 12
Coding region: 1-1956 (651 amino acids)
Cellular component (GO): nucleus
Molecular function (GO): DNA (cytosine-5-)-methyltransferase activity
Source: RefSeq, a predicted model, not a curated record